This is a messenger RNA of Hemibagrus wyckioides, 2621 nucleotides long. RefSeq names its product BRMS1 transcriptional repressor and anoikis regulator (gene brms1). Lineage: Eukaryota; Metazoa; Chordata; Actinopteri; Siluriformes; Bagridae. Gene Ontology annotation, biological process: negative regulation of transcription by RNA polymerase II. The coding region runs from base 156 to 1190 and encodes 344 amino acids. Gene Ontology annotation, cellular component: Sin3-type complex. Gene Ontology annotation, molecular function: histone deacetylase binding. The transcript is spliced from 11 exons. The record is from RefSeq and is a predicted model, not a curated record.
AGCUUGGCAACAGCGAGGUCCGACGAAAGCGAGCAGCGCAAAAUCCCGAGGAAGUCGAAGUUGUCCUAGUUGAUAGAAAUAUCCAACGUUUCCGCUGCGGUGCGAUCUGGACACAAUAACUGAGGCUGAGUAAAUUAAGGGGGUGUGCAGCGGCGAUGCCAGCCCAACCUGCUCCGCGUGAAGCAGAGGAGGAGAUGGAGACGGAGCCUGACUCUGAGGUGCCUCAUGCGAACGGCGAGACUGAGGAGGAGAGGGAGCGGGAGGGAGGAGAGGCAGAGGAGACGAUGGAAGAGAGUGGAGAAGAGCGAGAGAGUGACCUGGAGGAGAGCGAAGCAGAGGAAGAGGAGGAGGAAGAAGAGGAGAGUUCAGAGAUUGACGAUGAAGAUUGUGAAAGGAGGAGGAUGGAGUGUCUGGAUGAGAUGUCUGAUCUGGAGAAGCAGUUCCUGGAGCUCAAAGAAAAGUUAUUUCGUGAGAGGCUGGACCAGGUGAAAGUGAAGCUGGAUGAGGUGCUGACAGGAAAAGCAGGAGAGUACAGAGAGCCGCUGGCCACACUUCAGAAAAACAUGCAGCUACGCACUCAGGUAGCAGGUGUUUAUAGAGAGCUGUGCCUUCAGGUGAUCCAACACAAGCAUGAGUGUGAGAUACAGGGUGCAAAACAACAUCUGGAGAGUGAAAGGAUCCUGCUGUUCGACACCAUGAAGACGGAGCUGCUGGAAAAGAUCCGCAGGCUGGAAGAGGACAAGCAGAGUGUAGACAUCACCUCAGAGUGGUGGAGUGAUGAAGUGCGGAUGAAGAAGUGUAAGAAGAGAAGUCACCUAAGCCACCUGGAGAGGAAGAAAAAGCCAGCGCUCGUGUCAGGGCCCUACAUAGUGUACAUGCUGAGAGACAUUGACAUACUGGAAGACUGGACAGCCAUCAAGAAGGCUAAAGCAGCACUAAUCCCCUUGAAGAAGAAGUCAGACAGUCGUCAGUUGUCAGUGCGCUGUGAAGGAGGCACUCUGUUUUAUGAGGGAGAGAGAUUCUCAAAGGGCAACACUGUUCUAUUGGAAGUCAAUGAUGAAAGCCCAGCACAGGCGGUAAUAACAGCAGUCAGUGCAGGGGAAGUGUGGUUCAAAAGGACAGAUGGCAGCAAAAUCAAAAUCUACAUUUCACAGCUACAGAAAGGCAAAUACACAAUACGGAGAGCCUAGAGUAAACACACAAACACACACACACCACACGCGCACACACACACACAAAAUAUACAACUGUGUUCUAUCAGAGUGUAUAUGGGUCAAAGAUCAGGUGUGUCUUUUUUAUUUUUUUAUUACAUAUUCAUACUAAAAUGCAUUAACAUCAUUCCAGUCUUACUUCUCUGACAUAAAAACAGACAUUAAAGGGAAAAACAAGGUUGUAAAUUGCAAGCUAGUGAUUCAGAAUAACAGUCCACUGUCACAAAACAUUAAAGAGAAACAGUUACAGGAAAAAAGGAAAUGAAUCUCUGAUGAAUAGUCUUAAAACUACUAUAAUUUUCCUUUUUGUCUUUGACCCAUGUACAAUAUAUUAACACUCUUGUAACAUCGGUACAUCCUGUCGAGUGCUUCUGCAGCAAUAUACUGCUUUGUAAUUCCUAACAGACUUACAGACAGACAGCUAGUCAUCAGAGCUUCAUCAAUAAACACAAUAUGGCACUGGAUAGAGUGCUUGACUAACACACAGGCAGAGCAGACAGCAUAACGGCAGCUUCUGUUCACCAGCACACAGCGUAUGGCCCAGCAACUGAAACUGCUGAAUCACUGUUUCCCAACUACACACACACACACACACACCCCACUACACACAGCUACACACCAAGACCAAAUAGGGAUCAUAUAGAUGCUUAUAGCCCAAUAUAUGUAUCUUUACCCCUGACCAUAUCCCAGUCUAACAAACUGGAUUAGCUAAAGCCAAAAGCAGAGCAGUUCCUGUGAACGUAACCACACCAUGCCCAUAAGGUGGUUAACACAAUACUCCCAUAAAGAGGUACACUAAAGAUUUUGCAAAAGCCUCAACGACUGCAUUCACGCAUUAUUAUCUACACUAGUGAACCUGCAGUCACACUGGAUAUGUGCACUUUGAGUCUCCUUGUGAAAUUGGUGUGACCAAGGCAGGCUUGGAAGAAUCAGAACAAAAAAAGUUCCAUAUAGUGCAACUUGAAUGUGUCUCAACUUUCUUAAUGCAGUUCAACAGGGUAAUAAAUCGAGUCUUGUACAUGCGGGGUCUAUUCCCACCUCAAGCCCGAUGUUUCUGUGCUUAUAACGCAAGCCUGACCAGGUUAAACCAUUUAAUUAUGAUAAAUGAAUGAAGAAAUGAGGUCCUACAUAUUCACAACGCCUAAGUUGGUUGCUAGCAAGCUGGCUAACUAGCCAAUCAUUGACCAUAAAGCAAACAAAAAAAAAAAAAACACUUAUCAUCAGUUCCAGCCUCCAGACAUCCUGUGUACUAUGCAUACUUUAUAGUCAGGUCUAGAAGCCCAAUCUCAUGCCUUCCCACUGUUAAAAUGAGCUCUUUUCUGUAAGUUUAGUCCUUCUGCAGUGCUAUGCAAUGUGCUGCCUCCUUUAGAAAUCAACUCUGAAGGCGGCAGCGUGAUUCAUGAUCACAAA